This is a messenger RNA of Poecile atricapillus (Black-capped chickadee), 954 nucleotides long. It is a transcript of the gene CDC20B, whose product is annotated as cell division cycle 20B. NCBI's taxonomy places the organism in Eukaryota, Metazoa, Chordata, Aves, Passeriformes, Paridae. The record is from RefSeq and is a predicted model, not a curated record. Gene Ontology annotation, cellular component: anaphase-promoting complex. Gene Ontology annotation, biological process: positive regulation of anaphase-promoting complex-dependent catabolic process; anaphase-promoting complex-dependent catabolic process; positive regulation of ubiquitin protein ligase activity. Gene Ontology annotation, molecular function: anaphase-promoting complex binding; protein binding; ubiquitin ligase activator activity.
AUGGGGAUCUCUCCGGGAGGGAAAGGAGGGGGAGAAGAAAUGAGUGAAAAAGAGCUGCUGAGGACAAGAGCGGGAUGUCAAGAGAAGACCCAAAAUGAGCUUAGAAGUGUUGCCACCAUGAAGCUGUCCACAGCUUUGGAGCAGGAAUUGAGGCUUCAUAUUACUGGCUGCUGUGAUGAUUACUAGCUAAACAUGCUGGGCUGGAGCCUUGAGAAUAUCAUUGCUAUCACUGUAGGACCUGCUGCACACAUCUGGAAUGGAUGAACUCUUCAAGCCGUUGAAAACAUUGAUUUGAAUUCCAGUUCCAAAUGUUGCAUGUCCAGCUUGGAUAAAAAAGGAAUAUGCCUUGCAAUUUGCACCAGUGAUAGAGAAGUGCAAUUGUGGAACAUUGAAACCAAAAAGAGGCUGAGAAAUAUGUUUGGCCACCUGUUUGUAAAUGGCUGGAAUCAUUGUAUUCUGAGCAGUGGUUGACUAUUAGGAUCUAUCCAUCACUGCCAUGUUCAGCACAGUGUUGGCAUUCUUUGUCCAAACAAACCAAGCAUUUGCUGCCUGAAAUUGUCACUAGCCAACCUGUUGCUGGCAAUUUGGUCUAGGGGUGGUAUAUUGAAUAUCUGGUAUAGCAAGCCUGGUGUGAAAUUGCAGUCACAGACAGUGCAAACCAUACUUCCUGUCAUAGCAGUUAAAUCUAUGACAUGGUGUCCUUGGCAGACAAAAGUCCUUGCUACAGGAGGUGGAAUGAAAGAUGGGAUUUUGCAUGUCUGGCACAUGAAUUGUGAGAAAAUCACCCAAAGUGCAAUUGCAGAUUCACAGAUUUCUUGCUUACCCUGGUUACCCAGUCAACAGAUGACAGGACAAGGCCUUCCUGAAAAUCAGAUGAAAAUCUGGAAGUAUCCCAUGAUUGUCAAUUCAUUAGAACUCUAUGUUGAGUAUUUCAGUUAUUUAUCUGCCAAAUGA